CCCAACACACCCCUCCAAAGACCUCCACCCAACACACCCUUCCAAAGACCUCCACCCAACACACCCCUCCUCCAACUGCCUCGACGGGGAUUAGAGAGAGGGAGACGUGGAGAAGGGACUCCCUCCUAGCUGCAGCCGAAGAUACAGCCGUCAGUGAUCCCGUCCUCUCCUACAAUUAUACCAGCUUAAGUAUCAGGCACCCUGGAGCACCACCACCACCGUCCGACAUACACACGCCGCCACCCACAGUACAAAGGAGAAGACAGAGACGGAGAAGGAAGAAAAUCAACCAAAAGAAACCAAAGAGAAGAAAACCUGACAACAACAGCUCUGAGGUGGAAAUAAACAAUAACACAGACUCGGGUGACGAUCCAUCUCCUACGGGGGCGCUUCCGACAACUCGUUCACAGAUCACUGAGGUGCUAACUGCUCUUCCUCGAGGACUUGAACGAGGAUCACGAGAGGAUGAUCACGAGACCGAGGAGAGGAGCGCCUCGCAGGGCACUCACACCGUAGGUCGUCGAGGACAACAGAAAAAUCACCAUCGGGUACCGAGUCCUGUCACCACAUCACCACGGAGACGAGGACUCGGUAACAUCAAUCACCGUCAUAAUGAAAGAACUCAAGAUUCCUCAAGGACCAGAACAAACGAUGAAGAAGGUAACUACAGGAAAGAUCACAGAAGAAGACAAUCCCGAGGGAGGGAAACAACGGCUCCUGAGAUGGAAUCGUCGACGUCCAAACCCCUGAGGGAACGCCAGGGUAAUGGGGUGAUUAUCGGAGGAGGAGUCUCGCCCGCUUCAGACGAGGCCGGGGAAGGUGAGAGCGUCGGUGCAUAUGUAGGAGGUAAUGAGCAGGGAGAUAAUCGUGGGCGGGGGAAGGAAGUGAGUCCUGAUAAGAGUGGCGUGGGAAAAAACCAGGACGUGCGGGAGGAGAGGAAACAUCCAGGUCAUGAAGCAACGUCGACGAGGAGCCAAGAUAAGAGAAUUGAUGGAGAGAAUCACAGGAGAGAAAAAACAGGAGAGAGAAAACACAGGAGAGAAAAAAGGAGAAAGUAUGGACUAAGAGGAAGACAAAGAACACACUCAGGAAGACGGAGACCAAGACAACAAAGACUAUCAGCUCAAAGACGGAAAGGCUCGAGAUUACGGGGGAUCGAAGCUUCACAGGAGGUCAAGUCAUCUCAAACUCCUCAAGAUGUAAACAAAGCAGCUGACCCUCGAGUAGCAGCCAUGUACAAGAGACCAGACGCUACUACACGUCCUCGAAGAGUCUACCGUCGAGGGAGAGGCAGAAGCGGUGUCCCGGUGGCUGGUGUAGACUCUGGUACUAUAAAUAGAAAGAAAAACAAACACUAUUCACCAAAUCCAUCAGGUGGCGCGACUCUCAGCCAGACAGACAACAAGGGCCGGGAGACUUCUUCAGGGCGCAGGGUAAGGAAAAACCGAUCGAGAGCCAUCACCAGGAAAGACGCGAAGCUUGAGGGUAAAAAAACUUUACAAAUACAGUGGCGUGUCAGAGGUGAGGGAGGUCCGUCACUCAAAUUACCCUCAAGUGACGUCACCACCACCAGACACCACCACCACUCGCCGCAAAACAGAGAUAAAAACUUUGCUAGAAAUUCCGACCAUCCAGGACAGACAAAAACUCGACCAUCCAUACGUCGUCAGCGUCACCAUCGUCGUCCUCGUCGACGUCGGAAGAAGACACAGAGAUGGAGGGCGAGAGCCGCCAGCAGAAGGGUUCAACGACGUGGGUCUUAUGGCCGGCACUGGUUUACAGGAUCCACUGAGGACAGUUACUCAACCAGGCGGAGAAAACACGACCGAAGAAACAGGAGAGAAUUAGCCGCUCCGUUUAUAGUGCCUGGAGGGUGGCGGGUGGCCCCUCACACCGAGUCUAUGGUGGAGCGGCAGCCAGAGUCUCCCGGCCAGAAGAGGCGGAGUCUUAAGGUAAGAAGAGACUUUAAGAGAUUGUCAGGCUCAACACCCAAAGAUCCACAUGUUAACACAAGAUCAAGAUCGACCGACGCGGAGGUAAACUUAAGAUCCCAACCGACGGACGCAGAUGAUAACUUAAGAUCACGACAGAGACGCACCGACGUAAACCCAAGAUCAAAACACAUAUUAACACAGAGAAGAAAGCGUGAGACGAGGCCAGAAUCCCGCGACAAAUCCCGACGAAGAUCUGGAGAUUCCGGAGGAUGGAGAGACGUCAGCAACUCGUCCCGGGAGAGGAAGGGGGAUCUGAGGUGUAAGAAACGGCAAGUCUCCGCCCUGACACAGCGACGCCGGGGGACUGGCAGGAAAUUGAGGGCAUCUGGCGGCCAGGGCGUGAACUGCUACAGAACUAAGAGUCUGUCGUGGAAGGCGGAGCUGACCAGUAGUAGCUGCGAUUACUCAGGGAGAAAUGGCAACCAAAGUCUCCUUAUUGAGGAAGAUUCUCCUUCUUCGAGAAUAAGACCCACCCUUCAGGAGAACCACCAUCAGGAGAACCACCAUCAGGAGAACCACCAUCAGGAGAACCAGACACCAGACGUCCCUUACACUGAGACAGGAGAAGGGAGAAGUGAGCAGCGAACACGGAGAGAACUCAGGAAUCUUUUCGACGCCCCAAACAUCACGUACCGCUGUUCACCCACUAAGAAAUACUGGCUCUUCGCCUCCAGCGUCCCCAUGGGCAUCUAUCCGGUGAGGGUGAAGGUCCUACAGGGUGGCAGUAUCAUCCGCCUUUCCCCCAUCCCUGGAGAGACUGACGGGGGGAGAUCAGGGGAAGGGGUGGACCUUACGUCUCAGUCACCCCCAACCACCACCCACCACCGCUCAGACAUCCCCCCUGAAGAGGAGUACACGGAGCUGGAUGACGUCCUUAGGGGUAUGAGCCCGACUUCAGGACGUCCCUCUCCUUCAACCUCUCCUUCACCUCCAUCUUCCGCGUCUCCGUCCUCUCCUCCUCCACACUCUCCCCCCCCUACUCCCACACCCCCGCGGCCUCCACACACUCCACCCGUAAGGAUCACGAAUCAGUGGAUGGAGGAGACGUUGGCGAAGGUGAAGACAGUGGUAGACUCUAUCCUUCGCUCUAUUGGCUCGGCAAGGGAUGAGGUGGAGAGGAAGAGGGACGAACGCAGAGGUAGUCCUGUUACCCAGAGAGAAGGAGGAGAAGGGGAAGAAUCACCUCAAGAGAAACACAACAGAGGGGGAGAUGAAAGAAGAGGGAGGAGAAUAAUUGGGAGAAAGGGUAAAAGAAGAAAACCGGGAGAAACAGAGAGAAGAAGUGAAGUGUAUGAGAGAGAGAAUGAGAAUGAUGAGAACACCCAAACUCCUGAGAACAUAACACAGGGAGAGAGAACAGGAGGAGUAGAAGUGAGAGACGCCGAGGACAGCAGCAGGAGAGAACAUUUCAGCGCCUCCAGCAGAAACGUUACUAAAUUAAUAAGUGACACUGUCUCUGUAUCUGAGGACAGUAGUGUACCUAUAUCUGGAAGUGACAGUGUUUCUAAAUCUGGAAGUGACAGUGUUUCUAAAUCUGGAAGUGACAGUGUUUCUAAAUCUGGAAGUGACAGUGUUUCUAAAUCUGAAAGUGACAGUACUUCUAAAUCUGAAAGUGACAGUGUUUCUAAAUCUGAAAGUGACAGUUCUUCUAAAUCUGAAAGUGACAGUACUUCUAAAUCUAAAAGUGAGAGUGUAUCUAUACCUAGUAGUGAUAGUAGUGACAGUACUUCUAAAUCAUCAGGUGGUGAAGUAGUGUUGUCUAGUACAGAAAAGGAGGGACUUUCUAGGCAUGACAACACUAGUGGUUCUAGUUCUAGCAGUGAAGUUGUUCCUAGUUCUGAGAGUGAUACUUUACUUGGUUCUGAUGGUGAGACUGUACCGAGUGUUGACGGUGGUAUCGGUACUACUUAUGACGGAGACAUGGGUCACUCUGUCAACGCCACAGAGACGAACCAACACACUAAUUAUACACAGGGUUUCGAUCUCUCACACCACGGUAAUAAGUCUGGCGUGGCGGGGACCUCAGGGGACAACAGGACGUCCCCAGCAGCCACGUCCUCCAAACAGACGAUCUCCUCCGUCACCGACCUCCUCUUCACUGUGCCCAACGAGCGGGUCAUCAAGCCAGCGGAGAACAGUCAGGUACAGAGCGAAAUAAAAUCUACCGAGAAGUUAAUCCGGACGUCUUUAGAGGAUCUGCUGUUCCGUGUUCCCAGCGGCAGCAGCAGACAGACUCCUGAGGGAGUGGUCGACCCGGGGACUACCGGAGAUGUCAGAGGGAUUACCGCGGAUGUUCCUCCUGCCUCUCCCCCAUCAGGUGCGCCUCAGCUACACGAGUUAAGUAGUCCCAACGCUAGUGUGGCCACGACCCUCACAGACGCUAAUGGUCAUUCCAACGAUACUUUAACUGAGACAACGAGCCAACACGAACCAACUGACAGCAGGAAUGCGAGAACACCACGAACGGAAGCGAUAAAUGUUUCAGUUCCUCCAGUAAAAAGUGACUUAGAAAACGUAGCACCGGGACACACCACAGAAAACGAGUCCGCGGAGGAGGGAAGAGGAGGAGGAGGAGGAGACCUACUCACAAGUGAACACAUGCUCCGUACCACCUGUUUACCUGUCGGCUCUAUAGGCAGGUUCAAGGUGGAGGACGUGACGUAUUUAGUGACAGGUAUGGGAGCUGGGACAGGUGCUGAGGACUGCUGGAGGGAGGUGACGAGCGUGGUCAAGAAACACAUCAAGUUGUCUCCCCUCAACCACACCACACUACUAGCCACCACCGCCUUCUACUUCGUCGCCGCCAGCGCUAACCUCAUUGAGCCGGACAUGGCCUAUGGAUUCGUGAAGGUCGGCCAGUUCAGAGUGGCUGCCACCCUAAUGUGUGAGAGAGAGCCGCGGAUGUUACCGGACCCUCUGGCCUGCCUCGACUAUCAGUACGUGGCCGCCCUGUUAACCCACGGCCUCAACCUCUCUGACGACACCGAGAUACUAGUGUGUGAGAAGAUCCAGGGAUUUCGUCUGGGCUGGGCGCUCGGGGCAGCUCUUGACUACCUCCAAAACCACUGAGCGUGACCACCAACACCAACAGUCAUCAACAGCUUCACAAACCACUGGGAAAUAGUUCCUAACAACUUCCAGAAGCCAAUUGGAUGCUCGUCCUUACAGCUUCCAGAGGCCAGUGGCAUAUCGUCCAAACAAACUUCCAGAAACCAUUGGAAGAUCGUCCUCAGUAACCUCCUAGACGGAUGAUAAUGGUGUGUCAGCCUCCACAGCCACCGGGAAGACUUCAUAUGAAUAUAAACUUCCAGAAACCAACGAGACAUCAUCCUGAACAAGAAAGAAAAGUCCCGCUAUAGAACUUCCCGAAAAAUAGGAGAAGCGUCCUUAACAACUUUCACGAGAGAUGGAAGGUCUUCCUCAACAACU
This is a messenger RNA of Homarus americanus (American lobster), 5423 nucleotides long. RefSeq names its product serine/arginine repetitive matrix protein 2-like. NCBI's taxonomy places the organism in Eukaryota, Metazoa, Arthropoda, Malacostraca, Decapoda, Nephropidae. Gene Ontology annotation, molecular function: hydrolase activity. The transcript has 5 exons. The record is from RefSeq and is a predicted model, not a curated record. Bases 723 to 5063 code for a protein of 1446 amino acids.